This is a messenger RNA of Equus quagga, 6076 nucleotides long. RefSeq names its product solute carrier family 25 member 51 (gene SLC25A51). NCBI's taxonomy places the organism in Eukaryota, Metazoa, Chordata, Mammalia, Perissodactyla, Equidae. The coding region runs from base 2031 to 2921 and encodes 296 amino acids. The record is from RefSeq and is a predicted model, not a curated record. The transcript is spliced from 3 exons.
UUUGGUUUUUAAAGCUUCUUAGAUAAUUCUGGUAUAAAACAGGGUCGAGGCUCACUGAUUCAGUGGGUCCCCACCAGCAUGAAAAUAAGGCAAUGAAUAAAUGGAAUAGAAUAGAGGAUCUCUACAGGCUUGUAGGGGAAGAGCUCAGCCUCAGGUCUACGUGUUAUACAUGCAGAUGGUGUGAGUUGCUAGAUCAAUGUGGGUCUGAAAAUGAAUGAAGGAGAAAGGGAGCAUGUCCUGGAGUUCACAGACCAGCCGCGGGGAUAGAUGGACUGAAGGAGUUCAAGGACACCCCUCCCCCAGCACAGUAGGGAGCUCUGUGGCGCAGGCAGUGAGGCGAGGGUCAGGGAGGCGAGGGUCAGGGAAAGCAACAGAAGCAUCUGCGUAAGCAAAGAGUGAGGUGUCAGGACUCCCCUGAAGCAGGCAGGGCCUUCGAGGCACAGAGGACAAAAUGUACGUAGUUGGAGGCGUGUAAAAGAAUGCAGUAAGUUCCAGGAAGGGAACCAGCAGUUGCUGGCGGUGUGGCUGGAGCCUGGGGGUGUGAAGGGGAGUGGCAGACGAUUGCAGGGGCCUGGGAAAUGUGAGCUGAGAGGAAGGAAGGUCACUGACCCCUUGCCAGGAAACAAUCUACGGCAGGUGACCUAAUCUGAGCAGAGCCACUCACGUGGGUAGUCAUGACAACCACUGACAGCUUGUGUAAAGCUAUUUCUGUGGACCAAGGACUCAUGGAGUCUGAGGGCACUAGACAUUUCUUUCUAGGAAACAUUUUGGGGUGCUUAAGCAAAGAUCAGUCAGCAACACUCCUAUGUCCCUUUUCCCAAGAACCCAGGCCCUCUUCAGCAGCAUUUUAUUUGGGCUAACACCCUUUCUGCCAAGCACUGAGUCGGAGGGCCAGAAACAAGUCAGGCACCUCUGCCCUGGGAAAGGGAGACAGCGGCACGACAACUAGGACACAGGGCAGGAUGUUGGAACUGCCCAAACUUUGUCCUACGGGAAGGCAAAGGCAAGGGCGGCCAGUUCUGUGUGGGUAGUCAGAGGCGAAUUUUUGGAGGAAGAGGCUAAGGGCCUGUAAGGGUUCACAUGUUUGACGGCUAAAGAGUUGAAGUGUCGGUGGUGAAAGGGCAGGGAAAGGCUUAAAGAACACAAGGAUCUGCAAACACUGAGCGAUGGCACAUAGCCGAAGCUGAAGUACAGAGUGUAGCUGGGAAUGAGGUGGACAGACAGGCAGAGGGGCCAGGACAACAGACAGCCUCGUGCCGAGUGAAGGCGUUUGGUAUUGGGAGGCAAGAGGGAACCAUUGGAGGUUUUUAAGCUGAGGAGUGAGAUGAUCAAAGCCAGGUUAGAAGGACAUUUAGCUGACAGCCCAGACAGAGACUGGAGGAAUGGAGAAGAGGUUAGGAGACUGGAGAGUGAACAAAAGAAUGGGUGGAUGAGGACGGAGAAAUGAAAGGCUAACUUUAUGAUGAAUUCUGAAUCAGAAAAUAGAGGGUUUUGAUCUCCAACAUUCAUAUGCCCAAGAAGAGCCAAUUAAGGGCCUGGGGUUUCUGACAAGGAACUAAGAGCAGACGGGCAGAGGCCUGCACUGUGGCCUGCAGCGUAGCAGAAGCCAAUGGCUGCGCUCCAGACUCCCGUGUUCCUGCUGGCCUGGGACUUCCUCACUCUCUGGAGUCUGUGUGCCCCAAUUGUGUGUUUAAUUUCAGUCUUUUCCUCCUUUUCAGGUUUUACCACAGGAGAAUAACGUCUCCAUUCUAAUCUGAAAUGAAUUAUUUAUGCCUAUGAACAUGCUGGAUGCCCACCUGCCUUAUUUUUCGAAUAAUCCACAUGAACAGGAAUUCACACGAGGCAUGGCAAACAUAAUUUUGAGGAAAUCUGUUUACCACAACUGACUCCAGAAGAGAGAACCUGACAGACCAGUAACAUGGAGGAAAUCGAGAAAGUUAUCAAAAAGCUGCCAUCUCCCAAAACACCAGGCCCACGUGGUGUUACAGGUUAAAAAAGAUCCUUCAUGAGGAAGAAAGAUCUUAAGCAACAUGGAUUCUGAAGCUCAUGAAAAGAGGGCGCCACUCCUAACAUCUUCGAAACAAGACAUAGCACCUCAUAUUGCACACGUUGGUGGAAUGAAGCAUUACUUGUGUGGCUGCUGUGCAGCCUUCAACAAUAUAGCCAUCACCUUCCCCAUUCAGAAGGUCCUCUUCCGGCAGCAGCUGUAUGGGAUCAGGACGCGGGAUGCAGUCCUUCAGCUGAGGAGGGAUGGAUUUCGAAACUUAUACCGCGGAAUCCUUCCCCCCUUGAUGCAGAAGACGACCACGCUGGCACUGAUGUUUGGGCUCUAUGAGGAUUUAUCUUGCCUUCUCCAUAAGCAUGUCAGUACCCCGGAGUUUGCGACCCGUAGCAUGGCAGCAGUACUGGCAGGGACAACAGAAGCGAUCUUCACUCCACUGGAAAGAGUUCAGACAUUGCUUCAAGACCACAAGCAUCAUGACAAAUUUACAAACACCUAUCACGCGUUCAAGGCGCUGAAAUGCCAUGGGAUGAGAGAGUAUUAUCGAGGCUUGGUGCCCAUUCUUUUCCGUAAUGGUCUCAGCAAUGUCCUUUUUUUUGGCCUUCGAGGGCCCAUCAAGGAGCAUCUGCCGACCGCCACCACUCACAGUGCUCAUCUGGUCAACGAUUUUAUCUGUGGAGGUCUGUUGGGGGCCGUGCUGGGAAUCUUGUUUUUUCCAGUUAAUGUCGUAAAAACUCGCAUGCAAUCUCAGAUUGGUGGGGAGUUUCAGUCUUUCCCCAAGGUUUUCCAAAAAAUCUGGCUAGAACGGGACAGGAAACUGACAAAUCUUUUCAGAGGUGCCCAUCUGAAUUACCAUCGGUCCCUCAUCUCUUGGGGCAUAAUCAAUGCGACUUACGAGUUCUUGUUAAAGAUUAUAUGAAAGAAGUCAGUUAAGUGCCAUUUAUCACUUGAAUAGACCUUCUAAGAAGAAUGUGGUUUGGCCUCAUUCCUAAUUGGCCAGGACAGUUGGUGUCCAGGGCACAAGGAAUUAUGGGCACAGCUGUUUCCCUUAAGCACCAACGAAUCAGAAUAAAAGGUUUCAGCAGGAAAAGUUGAGGGAUUUGUUUUGUUUUAUUGUUAUCUGAGAACUUGAGGCUCAUUGCCUGGUUAAUAGCUGUCCAUCUGAUGGCUUUUGACAAGGAAACUAAUAGCCAAGAUUUUAUUUUCUUCUUCAAAAGUCUUUAAACCUUCUGUAUUGAAACGUAAGUGGCCAUGAGCAGCCGGAGGAAAGGUGUUUAGGGCCUGCUGAAUUCUCAGGCUGACCUCCCUUACUCUGUUUCGUCCUCCUCCGCCCUCAGGUGAGCUGCAGAGUAGGCUUGAUUCACCUGGAGCGUGUGCGUGGUAGGACCGGGGGAACAGCAACGAGAAGCAGCUGGCAGGUGUAGGCGUUUCAUGAUAAAUUGCUUGUGUUAGUUUUGAAACUAGGCACCUGUUGGGAUAGUCUUUAUCUAAACUUUGUUUUUUAGACACAGUUGAUGCAAGCAGCGAAUGAAAGCUCCCAGUUUGCCUUCUAGGUUUGAAAGUUUUUUGUGUAAUUCUGAAUGUGACCUUAAACCCUUCCAAAAUAUCCUUCCAUUAAUUUCACUUAUUUCAUUGCCAAAAGAUGAGGAGACUUAAAUUUUGUUACAGGCAUUUCACCCCGUUCAGUUUCAUAUUAAUUGCAUAUAAAUCAAACUCGGUUUAGCUUGGUUUCUUUGAUUGUUGCCAACUUAUCGAAGAGGUUUUUUUCUUUGAGUAGCAGUUUGUCAUGUUCAAGUAUCCUGUUCUCUUGAAAUUCUCCUUUUAAAAGAAGGAAACCACUUUCAUAAAAUUUUAUUUUGGAAGUCUGUUAACAGAAGCCCAGAUUUUUCUGGUUUCUAAAUUUUCCAGGGGAGGGGAGAACUCAGGGCACCUUUCACUCCGCGGUGUUAGCCGUCUUUUUUUUUAUUUUACUCUUGGAAAUAAAGACUUCUAGGAUUUUUAUAUUUUGGGAACCCAGUUUUUACCAUUUUUGUCAUUAAAACAAUAAGACAGUUUGAUCUAAGUAAAGAUGUUUGAAGGGUUAAUUUUAAAUUCCAGAAGUUGGUAAGAGCUGGACAGAUACUCAUCCCUCACCUCACAGACCAACGCCUACUUAUCAAAGGAAUCAGGGUUCACAAUGGUUUUUCCAGACAAAUGAGGCAAAAUGACUCAUACAUCGAUUGAGUAACUAAUAAAACAUACGAAGCAUCCUAGAAAAGUGGUUCAUCAGUCUUGUAAAAGCCCCCCUCAGUCCAGACUGUGUGGUUAAGAUUGCCAGCACGGGACGCGGCAGGGCAGUUGGGCUUCUUAUGAACCGGCUUUUCUUCAUUCUGGACAAUUGCAUCUGAAUAUGUGUACAUACUGACUGAAAUAAAAUCAGGCUCUCAGUUGGUAGUUUCCUCAAUUUCUGGGCAGAUAGUCCAAAAAAAGACAUUUAACCUCUGAACACAGUGUGGCCUGUCACACGCUGAGCACGCUCCUUCCAGACAGGCAGCGGUGGGGCACGCAGCUUCCCAGCGCACGGCAGACUGGCUUGUGCUGAAAGUGGCGCUUCACUUUAGAAACCGAGGUGCAGAUGUAAGGAUUUCAGAAAAGCCCUUGACACCUAAUAAGUGUGAGGAGCAUCCUUUGGCUGAUUGAAUAGAAUCAGGAUUUGAAGGGGCUUGAGUUUCAGAAAUGGACAGUGAGGGCACCGUGGGGCCUGCGGCCUUGUUCGCGGGCAUGUGUCCCUGAGUGCCGAGUGUCCAGGUGCCCUGCGUGGGGCAGGGGCACCACCCGGGACUGGCCGCCGAGGCCUUGGUUCCACAGGGCUUCCUUUUGUCUACACACUCCACGCAGCUGACAGAAAUCUGAGUUCCAAGGCACUUCUGGGAAAUACGAAUGAAUUCAGAGGAGGAUGCCUUGGUUUCUGCUGUUUCAAAUAUGUGGCAUUUAAAAAACAAUAUUUUUACUGGUUUUAGCUCAUCAUAUUUUUGAAUUUCUUUGUCACUUUUUACAGCUUUUGAAGACCAAACUGCAAAUACAUUACCAGGGAUGGUUUUGUGUUGUCCUAUAUAGACUUCUUAAAUUUAACAAAAUAUUCAGAACUUGUGGUAGCCAACAGCUUUGUCUGGCGUUUAAAAUAAGUCAAAAUGUGUUGUUAAUAAGAGAUGCAAACUGUUGUUACCUUCAGUGUGGCCUAGUGUGGUAAUAGUCUUGAAAAGGCAAACAUCGAGUAACUUUAUCUGAAAAGCUUUAAAAGUGGCCUGUUACAUACGUGGUGCAGAUGGUGCCUCGUCUUGCCUCGUGUGCUCCGUGUCUGCUGCCACCAGAAGUGGCUCUGGGCUCUGCAUUUGACAUGCUCAGAGUGCCGUGAGCCCUCAGGACUGCACCGCGGGGGAAGGCCAGCCCCUGUCUGGUGCCAGUUCUGUCCUUGUUUCAUUUGUGCUUGGAGGCAGAGUUGAUGUUUUGUCUCAGUAGUCAGUGUUCACCUUACCAUAUGGUUGGUUCUAGAAUCACCUGCUGUAUGUUGUGAACUGUGCAGUAAAGCAGAACUGGGGACAUGUAUCAUCUUUGCAGACCUGAGACUCCCUAGCCCGAUGACAGUGGCGAUUCUCAGUUACAGGGCUGUGCAGCCGCGGAAGGGGUGACGGGGGGGUUGACAGGAAGUAGGAAGUGGGGUCUAGAGGGCGUCGCGCGGGCAGUCCUGCUGGCCCGUGGACGCCGUGCUGCAGUGAGGACGUGGUCAGGGGGCGGUGGACAGGAGGCCCGUGUGAAGACGAAGCGCUCAGACUUGACUUCCUUUAAAUUAAUCACCUUUGUUUUCUCACGUGCAUGUAAAUGCAUAUCAAAGACUUGAACAGCGUUCUCCUGACAUUUGAGGAUUUUUUUAGUUUCAUUAUUAAAAGUGGUUAAGCACACAAAGCUGUUUUUGUUUGUAUUUUGUUUGAUAUUUUGAGUUUUGUGACUAUGAGUUUAAAUGAAAUCUGUUAAAAGUUUCAGAGUUAACAUGCUUCUUUUGGUAUUUGUUUGGAAUAAAGUUUUUUGUUAAGUCCA